CGGUGCCUAUGCAGGAUGGAUCAGUAAGUUAUGCUUAAAAAGUGGAAAGGGGGUUAUAGUUGUGAUUUGUGACGGGAUACUGGAUGCAUGUAGCCUAAAGUUCUUGACGUCGUUGGAAACUAAACCACUCCUUCUAAAUGUGCCUCACUCCUUAUUCUGUGUCGCUGCGCCGCCACCCACCCACCAACGAAUUGAUCUGCACGAAAUACAAACACAUCAGCUUCGAUUUUCUUUUUAGCCCAAUUUUGCACAGCCAUGCAGUUCGGCAAGUACUCUGAUAAGAAUGGCAGACGACCGGUCUUGUUACUUGGAUUGAUCGGUAACUCGAUUUCAGCUACUUCCUUUGGUUUGAGCAAAAGUAUCUGGUGGGCCAUGGGAACACGGGCAUUUUGCGGAAUUUUGAAUGGAAAUUCUGGCGUGGCUAGAAGCAUGCUUAGUGAAAUCACCGACGAAACGAACCGCGCAACCGCGUUUUCAUUGUUUGGCUUUUGCUGGGGCAUGGGAAUGAUAGCUAGCCCGGCAUUAGGUGGAUAUCUUUGCAACCCUGUAGAAAGAUUCCCUUAUCUGUUUGGUGGAAAUGCCUUCCUCAAAGAAUACCCAUACUUCUUACCAUGUUUUGUCUCAUCUUUGGGAUCCCUUGUCGGAUUCGCUCUCGGUUACUUUUAUUUGGAAGAAUCUAACCCUGCUGUUAUUGCACGCAAGGAGGCCGAAAAGCAACAAGGCGAGCGUCAGGCACUGUUGGGAUCACCCGAGACUGCUUAUGCCGCCAAUACUGAAGAAGAUCUUGAUGUCAUUAAGCACAACCAGCAGCAUGAACAGACAAAACUGACGUCCAUCUCCAAGACAUCGUAUUUGGUUAUUCUCGGCUAUUCAGUUUUCGCUUUUCAUGCAAUGGUGUUCGAUGAGAUCCUUCCGCUGUAUUUCUCUGCUCCUCGUUACGCUGGUGGCCUUGGUACCGACACGACAGAGCUUGCCAAAGCCCUUUCGGUUGCUGGUGUGCAACAGCUAUUUUGUCAAUUCGUGCUGUACCCGAGAAUCAACAGACACGUUUCAACACUUCCCAUCACACGAAUAGCACUCUGUCUAUUCUUCCCCGUAUAUAUUGUGUUUCCCGAAUUGACGACGCUCCAAAAUUGGCUCGGUACUGCAGUCUCUUCUGCAGCUGCUCAAAUAUGGCUGUUCCGCUGUGCUUACAUGUCAUUGCUUUUCGUACGCUACUUUGCCAGCUGUCUUGCGUUUACAAGUAUGAUGAUUUUGGUCAGCAAUUCAGCAGAUCCGACGAUCCUUGGAACAGUCAAUGGAAUUUGCCAGUCAUGUCUAUCACUCGUUCGCGGCCUAGGUAAGAUAUCAAGCGCAAGGAAGCACGAUAUGCAGUAGUAGUUAACCGUUAUAAUGACAUAAUAGCUCCUACUAUUGGUGGCACACUGUGGUCCAUGUCAUUAACAACGGGUAACCCGUUCCCCUUUGAUCGUCACUUGAUCUAUUAUAUAAUUGCAAUUUUGACAGCGGUCGGAUGGGUACAGAGCUAUCAAAUUCCCUCCUCACUUUCAUCUGGAGGUAGAAGGAAGAGAUAGGUUUUACAACGUGUAUAUAGCCUUGUGCAUUUAGUUUGACAACAACAGACUAUAUGCAGUGCGAGAAAGAAGAGCAAAAAAGAAAGAUAAGAUAAUGUCUUGUUAAUAUCGCUUGUUAUGGUGCUGGCAAGGACGGAGAAAGAGAACAAUAAAUAAAAAUAUAUAUACC
Molecule: messenger RNA, 1743 nt
Organism: Zychaea mexicana
Lineage: Eukaryota; Fungi; Mucoromycota; Mucoromycetes; Mucorales; Lichtheimiaceae
Product: major facilitator superfamily domain-containing protein
Exons: 7
Coding region: 256-1377 (373 amino acids)
Biological process (GO): transmembrane transport
Molecular function (GO): transmembrane transporter activity
Source: RefSeq, a predicted model, not a curated record